CACAGGAGGUGAAGUAAGUCUGCAGGUGUCUAUCUUUCUCUCCCCCUCUCUGUCUUCCCCUCCUCUCUCCAUUUCUCUCUGUCCUAUCCAACAACUAUGACAUCAAUAACUACAACAACAAUAAAAAGGGCAAAUAAAGGGAAUAAAUUAAAAAAAAAAAAAGAAACUUGAGAGCACAUGUAAAUUCAACAUUAUUCACUGAAAAUUGUUUCCAAACAAAAAUCUCCUUUAAUACAAAUUAUCUAUUGCCAGGUUAGCGUGAAGGCUUAUAGGGUGUAUAUGUUUUGGCUGCUACUAGUCACCCUGACUUGAUUGACCCUGCCCUGCAUAGGCCUGGCCGGCUAGAUAAAUGUGUAUACUGUCCUCCUCCUGAUCAGAUAUCAUGUCUUGAAAUUCUAAAAGUUCUCAGUGACUCUCUGCCUCUGGAAGAUGAUAUUGAUCUUCAGCAUGUGGCAUCAAUAACUGACUCCUUUACAGGAAUUGAUAUGAAAGCUUUACUUUACAAUGCCCAGUUGGAGGCUUUACAUGGAAGACGGCUGUCUUAUGGAUUCCCAGAUGGAGGUUUCAUCUCUGAUAGUGAUUUAAGUCUGUCCUCAAUGGUCUUUCUAAAUCACAGUAGUGGUUCUGAUGACUCAGCUGGAGAUGGAGAAUGUGGCUUAGAGCAGUCCCUUGUUUCUCUGGAGAUGUCUGAGCUGCUCCCAAAUGGAUCAAGAUUUAAUAUGUACCGACUCUACUUUGGAAGCUCCUACGAAUCAGAACUUGGAAAUGGAACUUCCUCUGAUAUGAGUUCUCAGUGCCUGUCUGCACAGAGCUCCAUGACUCCAGAUUUACCUGUAGUUCCUGGGAAAAAACAGUUGUUUCCACAACCUCCAUUGUGCAGAACUGCAUCACAAGAUGGUUACCAAGAACUUACACAAGAACAGAGAGAUCAACUGAGGGCACAUAUCAAUAUUAUCAAAAACAGAUACCGGAGCCAAAGUGGAGAGGAUGACUCCCUUAACCAACCAGGACCAAUCAAACCCAGUUUGGCUAUUAGUCAGUCUCAUUUCAUGACUGCACUCAGUCAUACAAGACCAUCCAUUAGUGAAGAUGACUGGAAGAAUUUUGCUGAGUUGUAUGAAAACUUUCAAAAUCCAAAGAAGAGAAAAAAAAAAUCAAACUGGAACAAUGUUUCAACCUCGAGAAGGGCUGGCGUGCGUAGCGGGAUGCGGCCAUUUUGCUAUCUCCACGUGACCUAAAC
This is a messenger RNA of Erinaceus europaeus (western European hedgehog), 1240 nucleotides long. RefSeq names its product peroxisomal ATPase PEX1-like. NCBI's taxonomy places the organism in Eukaryota, Metazoa, Chordata, Mammalia, Eulipotyphla, Erinaceidae. The record is from RefSeq and is a predicted model, not a curated record. The transcript has a single exon. Bases 486 to 1238 code for a protein of 250 amino acids.